This is a messenger RNA of Mycena indigotica, 2160 nucleotides long. RefSeq lists its product as uncharacterized. NCBI's taxonomy places the organism in Eukaryota, Fungi, Basidiomycota, Agaricomycetes, Agaricales, Mycenaceae. The record is from RefSeq and is a predicted model, not a curated record. Gene Ontology annotation, biological process: mitochondrion organization. Gene Ontology annotation, molecular function: RNA binding. The transcript has 10 exons. Gene Ontology annotation, cellular component: mitochondrion; membrane. The coding region runs from base 1 to 2160 and encodes 719 amino acids.
AUGUCGGCGCAGAGUGCAUUACUCAAAGUUGCUAUCCCUCUCGGGGCAGCUCUCGUUGUUGGACGCGCCAGCAUCUAUGAUGUCCCUGGUGGCUAUAGAGCUGUGAUGUUUGACCGCUUCUCCGGUGUGCAAGACAAGGCCACAAGUGAGGGCACCCACUUCUUGAUACCGUGGCUACAGCGGGCUAUUCUAUAUGACUGUCGCAUCAAGCCACGGAAUAUUUCUACGACCACUGGGUCUAAGGACCUGCAAAUGGUCUCUAUUACUCUUCGAGUCCUGUCCCGUCCCGACGUUUCCCAUCUUCCAAAAAUCUACCAAAGUCUCGGCAUGGAUUAUGACGAGCGUGUCUUGCCUUCGAUUGGAAACGAAGUGUUGAAAAGCAUUGUAGCCCAAUUCGACGCGGCGGAGCUCAUUACACAGCGUGAAGUCGUGUCGUCAAGAAUCCGAGCUGAUUUACUUCACCGUGCUGGAGAGUUCAAUAUCAAGUUGGAGGAUGUUUCAAUUACGCACCUGACGUUCGGAAAGGAAUUCACGCAAGCUGUUGAGGCCAAACAGAUUGCACAACAAGACGCGGAACGAGCCAAGUUCAUCGUCGAAAAGGCAGAACAAGAACGACAAGCGGCCGUUAUUCGAGCAGAGGGUGAGGCUGAAGCUGCUGCCACUAUUUCUAAAGCAUUGGAACGGGCUGGGGAGGCAUUUGUGGCAUUCCGAAAGAUUGAGGCGGCAAAAGCCAUUGUUCAAUCACUGUCGAGUAACCCGGGGAUCUCUUAUGUUCCUGCUAGCUCUGGUAAUUUGUUGUUACAACAUCUCAUUUCCCUUCCUAUUUCCAGUCCAAACAUGAAUAUGAUGAGUGUGGCUGAGGCUCCGAGACGAGCUCAUCUUUAUGUCGGGAACUUGAGUCCUCGAGUGACUGAGUACAUGCUCACCGAGAUUUUCGCUGUCGCUGGCCCAGUCCAGCAUGUAAAAAUCAUUCCCGACCGCAACUACCAGCAUGGAGGCCUCAACUACGGUUUCGUCGAGUACAUGGACAUGCGUGCAGCAGAAACUGCCCUCCAGACCUUGAAUGGCCGCAAAAUCUUCGAUACUGAGAUCCGCGUCAACUGGGCGUACCAAGGCCAGCAAAACAAGGAAGAUACUACUGGUCAUUACCACGUUUUCGUCGGCGAUUUGAGCCCUGAGGUCAAUGACGAAGUUCUUGGCAAGGCUUUUAGUGCGUUCGGCACUAUGUCCGAUGCUCGAGUUAUGUGGGAUAUGAACUCUGGCAAGUCCCGUGGCUAUGGAUUCCUUGCUUUCCGCGACAAGACGGAUGCUGAGCAGGCUAUUGCGACGAUGAAUGGUGAAUGGCUCGGAUCACGUGCCAUCCGUGUCAACUGGGCCAACCAGAAAACUCAAGGUGGAGGAACUACGGGUUCACCCAUGCCCCCAAUGCCUGCUGCAGCUCCUGCUAGACCGGCCGGAACCGGAAUGGCCUCUCCGAUGGGAAUGGGUGGCGGUGCUCCGGCUGCUGCCCCCAUGAAUUUCCAAGGCGGACCCAUGUCCUACGAAGCGACUCUGUCGCAAACUCCUGCCUAUAACAGCACUGUCUAUGUCGGAAACUUGGUACCCUACUGCACCCAGGCCGACCUUAUUCCCUUGUUCCAAUCCAUCGGCUACUUGUCCGAAAUUCGCAUGCAGGCUGAUCGUGGUUUCGCUUUCGUCAAACUCGACACUCACGAGCACGCUGCUCAGGCCAUCGUACAAUUGCAAGGCCAGAAUGUCCACGGUCGUCCUAUCAAGUGUAGCUGGGGCAAAGAUAGAAACGAUGGUACUGGAGGCCAACCCAUGAGUCCUGCAACCAACGCCAACCCCUACGGAAAUCUUCCCAUGUAUGGCAUGCCACAGGCAGCUUCCUACGGGCAAUAUGGUUUUGGCGCUUACCCCGGUUUCAAUCAAGCUGGUGGCGCUGGAGUUCCUGGUUCGCCUGGUAUGCCUCAGCCAGCGGGCGCUGCUGGUCUUGGUUUGGGAGCUGGUGCUGGCCAACCUUCUACUGAUCCGAACGCACUCGCUGGUCAAGCCGGCCAGGCCCAAUGGGGUGCCGAUCCUAACUCGUAUUAUUCCAAUUACUGGGGUGGCUAUUAUGGCCAGCAACAAGGCGCAGAGGCUCAAAUGCAAGGUCCUUAA